CGGGCCGGGAUGGGGCAGCGCGAUCGGAUGUUCAAGGUGCUGGUGGUGGGGGAUGCCACGGUGGGCAAAACAUCGCUGGUGCAGCGCUACGCCAACGACAGCUUCAACCGGCACUACAAAUCCACCGUGGGAGUGGAUUUUGCACUGAAGGUGGUUCAGUGGUCGGAGUCGGAGACGGUUCGGCUGCAGCUCUGGGACAUUGCAGGGCAGGAACGUUUCACGUCCAUGACCCGCCUGUACUACAGGGAAGCCUCAGCCUGUGUCAUCAUGUUCGAUGUCACCAACAGCAGCACCUUCAGCAACAGCCAGAAGUGGAAACAGGACCUGGACAGCAAAUUGGUGCUGCCAGACGGGAGCCCUGUGCCCUGCCUGCUGCUGGCCAACAAGUGUGACCUGUCCCCCUGGGCAGUGACCAGGGAAGAAGUCGAUCGCUUCAGCAAGGAAAACGGAUUUUCAGGCUGGGUGGAGACGUCAGUGAAGGAGAACAAGAACGUCCACGAGGCCAUGAGGGUUCUGAUUGAGAAGAUGAUGUCCUCGUGCACAGGAGAUGGGAGCUCAGCCCCUGCUGGGACUGGGGAUUACAUCAACAUCAAGGAGCCCUCUCCUCCAGGCUGGGCCUGCUGCUGAACCCUCCUCAUCUUCCUCAUCCUCAUCCUCACCAUCACCACCUUUCCCUAAACUCUCACUGUGAUUUUGGACUUGGAGUGAGAAGAUUUAGAAGAUUCCUCUUUUUUUUUUUUUUUUUUUUUUUUUUUUUU
Molecule: messenger RNA, 758 nt
Organism: Catharus ustulatus (Swainson's thrush)
Lineage: Eukaryota; Metazoa; Chordata; Aves; Passeriformes; Turdidae
Gene: RAB29
Product: RAB29, member RAS oncogene family
Exons: 5
Coding region: 10-627 (205 amino acids)
Biological process (GO): vesicle-mediated transport
Cellular component (GO): vesicle; trans-Golgi network; Golgi apparatus
Molecular function (GO): GTP binding; GTPase activity
Source: RefSeq, a predicted model, not a curated record